This is a messenger RNA of Alligator sinensis (Chinese alligator), 2874 nucleotides long. It is a transcript of the gene SRC, whose product is annotated as SRC proto-oncogene, non-receptor tyrosine kinase. The record is from RefSeq and is a predicted model, not a curated record. The coding region runs from base 522 to 2156 and encodes 544 amino acids. Lineage: Eukaryota; Metazoa; Chordata; Crocodylia; Alligatoridae. Gene Ontology annotation, molecular function: ATP binding; growth factor receptor binding; non-membrane spanning protein tyrosine kinase activity. Gene Ontology annotation, biological process: osteoclast development; innate immune response; progesterone receptor signaling pathway. The transcript is spliced from 15 exons. Gene Ontology annotation, cellular component: extrinsic component of cytoplasmic side of plasma membrane.
UGUGACUCGGUUCAGUCUUCGUGGCGCUCAGAUUGUUGUUGUUCAAUUUAAACUACGCAGCGGGUCUUGGGGGAGUCGGUUUGUUGACAUCGCGCAGGGAGCGGAUGCUGGUCUUCGGUCCUCGCCCUCGUCCUCAUCUCCACGGCUGAACCUGGCCUGCGUGUCUGUGUUGUGCCGUGGGAUUCGUCUGGCAGAAAAUUGGAAGGCCGUUUCUUGCUUAAUUGACUGGUUUAUAAGAACCGUAACUUCUGCUUCUUCGAGUCAGUGCCGGUUGUGACGGCUUCCAUUUUUCUCAUCCACACGCCCAGCGAUCUGGUCCCAAGUGAUCAGCUGAAUACCGGAGUCUGAGUGAAGUGGAGCAGAGAAUCAUCCCGCUCCUCACACAUGAGGGAUCAGGAGGUGGAUGUUAGCUAGCUGCCCUCUACUUCAAGGAGCUGCCAAGGAUCCUGAGGACCUAAGCUGAAUUCGCCUGCUGCUGCCCCACCCCUUGAAAAGCUGUAGCUGGACAGAGGCUUUGGACCAUGGGGAGCAGCAAGAGCAAACCUAAGGACCCCAGCCAGAGGAGACGCAGUCUGGAAUCUGCAGAAAAUACCCACCAUGGAGGUUACUCUUCCUCGCAGACACCCAGCAAGACCACUGUUCCCGAUCCCCACCGCACCCCCAACCGCUCCUUUGGCAGCAUGGCUGCUGAGUCCAAGCUCUUUGGAGGCUUCAAUACAUCCGACACAGUCACGUCCCCCCAGCGCUCGGGGGCUUUAGCGGUUUGUGUUGUUGCAGGUGGAGUCACCACCUUUGUAGCCCUCUACGACUAUGAGUCACGGACGGAAACAGACCUGUCCUUCAAAAAAGGGGAACGCCUUCAAAUUGUCAAUAAUACGAGAAAAGUGGAUGUCAGGGAAGGAGACUGGUGGCUGGCUCAUUCUCUCACAACAGGACAGACCGGCUACAUCCCCAGCAACUAUGUCGCUCCCUCAGACUCCAUCCAGGCUGAAGAGUGGUAUUUCGGCAAGAUCACUCGCCGGGAGUCUGAACGGCUCCUGCUCAACCCUGAGAAUCCCCGAGGAACCUUCCUGGUCAGGGAGAGUGAAACCACCAAAGGUGCCUAUUGCCUCUCAGUCUCGGACUUUGACAAUGCCAAAGGGCUCAACGUGAAGCACUACAAGAUCCGCAAGCUGGACAGUGGCGGCUUCUAUAUCACUUCCCGCACGCAGUUCAACAGCCUGCAGCAGUUGGUGACCUAUUAUUCCAAACAUGCUGAUGGCCUGUGUCACCGUCUCACCAAUGUCUGCCCAACUUCCAAGCCCCAGACACAAGGACUGGCUAAAGAUGCUUGGGAAAUUCCCCGGGAAUCCCUGCGACUAGAGGUGAAGUUGGGGCAAGGAUGCUUUGGAGAAGUGUGGAUGGGGACUUGGAACGGCACCACCAGAGUGGCUAUAAAGACUCUGAAACCCGGGACCAUGUCUCCAGAGGCAUUUCUGCAGGAGGCCCAGGUCAUGAAGAAACUACGUCAUGAGAAACUGGUCCAGCUGUAUGCUGUGGUUUCAGAGGAGCCAAUAUACAUAGUAACCGAAUACAUGAGCAAAGGGAGCCUCCUGGACUUCCUGAAGGGAGAGAUGGGCAAGUAUCUGCGGUUGCCCCAGCUGGUGGACAUGGCGGCUCAGAUUGCAUCUGGAAUGGCCUAUGUGGAAAGGAUGAACUAUGUCCACCGGGAUCUCCGAGCUGCCAACAUCCUUGUAGGGGAGAACUUGGUGUGCAAGGUGGCUGAUUUUGGCCUGGCGCGGCUGAUUGAAGAUAAUGAAUACACUGCCAGGCAAGGUGCCAAGUUCCCCAUUAAGUGGACAGCCCCAGAAGCUGCUUUGUAUGGCAGGUUUACCAUUAAGUCAGAUGUCUGGUCCUUCGGAAUACUACUGACCGAGCUGACCACCAAGGGCAGAGUGCCAUACCCAGGGAUGGUUAACAGGGAAGUACUGGACCAGGUGGAACGUGGCUACCGAAUGCCCUGCCCUCCCGAGUGCCCCGAAUCCCUGCAUGAUCUGAUGUGCCAGUGCUGGAGGAAGGAUCCUGAGGAAAGGCCCACCUUUGAGUACCUGCAGGCCUUCUUGGAGGACUACUUCACAUCAACAGAGCCCCAGUAUCAGCCAGGCGAGAACCUAUAGAUGUGGGGAUGGCUUCUGGUGCCAAAGACUGUCCACUCCUCCACAUGUGUCUGUGAGUGCGUGUGUGACAAGACGCGCAGGAUCUCAAGAACUCCUCACAGAGUCUGCAGUUCUGGGGAGUCGCCCUUCUUCAGAAGUGGUGGGAUGGGGCCUUCCUGCAGCCUGGAGUGGCUGUGGGUGCUGGGUUUCCCUGUUUGCUAAUUAAUGACUUCUGGUCUUUGUUUAACGAGGUGUUGCCAUUUGACCUUGAGAGGAGUCUAAAGGGAGAUGCCUGGAGGUUAGGGGAGGGGAAAGAACCCUUCCUGAAGAAAGCCACUAUGCUUGGGAGAAGUGUGGAGGGUGAGGUGAAGAUGCAGGAUCAGCCUCCCUUUGAGGUACUUGGCCUUCAAGAGUCUUCCUCCAAGUGACUCUGGAUUGCAGUUGAGGAGAUGAAGUGGACCCCAUGGAGCAGUGACCUGGACUCCCUGCAGCCUGCAUCCAGGAGCAGGUGGCUCUUCAGGGACUGGGCAUUAGUGCUACAGAAUGACACCUUCCAGAUGGGGAUCACAUUGCUUCCAGCCUUUCUCUCUCUGUCUCUUUCUCUCUCUCUCUCUCAUUUUUUCCCUUUUCUUUUAAGUCAGCACAGAUCCCACCCUCCCUCUCUGCCUGUUCUCUAACCAGAACUGACCGCACUUUGCCACAGAAAAAGGUGUGAGUGUUGCUGUUCCAGACUGAGACA